Peronospora farinosa is the source of this 1206-nucleotide messenger RNA. Lineage: Eukaryota; Oomycota; Peronosporomycetes; Peronosporales; Peronosporaceae. The record is from the annotation of a GenBank genome assembly.
AUGUGGUCAGCGUUCAAGGAGACGGCAUGUGGAUUCGCACGCCGUCAUAAGAAGCUCCUAGUCGUAACAGGUGUAAGUGCAGCAUGUGCAGGAGGUGCGUAUUAUGCGUACAAAAGAAUGCUGAAUGAAGCUGAGCGAUUAACAAAGCAGAUCCAGGAGCAAAUGGUCGAGCAUCAGCGUUUGCAAUUGGCUCUCAGCAGUACAACAGACGAAAGUCGCGCAACUGUACGACGUUUUCUACCGCGACUUAAGACGCAAUUGUAUCAUCUUUUGGAUCUUGAGAACGUGGUACAAGAGCUUAAAAGGCUUGACAAGACACAAAAGAAUGAACGGAAUGCGCUCUGGGAAGACGCCAAGUUACUGGCGUUUACGCGUUACUUCACAACGCUCGUGGCGUUUGGAUUGUGGCAUUUACUGGUAUUUGCCCAAGUUUCUAUCAUUGGAAAGAGAGUUUUUGACAAGAACACGCGACUAGUGAGGCUAGUAAAUCGUGAGCAAGAAAAAGAGACAGAGGAGCAAGCACACCACACGUUCCUGUCGUCAGGACUCGAGUAUUUUUUAGACAAGGGGUUGAGCAAACUGAAGACUCAUGUGGAGACUGUAGUGAGCAAAAAUACGCAAUUACAGACGUGGCAAGUCAGUUGCAAAGCAACGGUGAGAGCUGAUGAGCUCAAUGAAUUAUUGCAGACAUUGUUCUUGGCGGUAAUGCCGUCACUGACUGCAGUAGCAGCAGCGGAAAAGCACGAAGAAUCGACAGAAUUGAACAUGUGGAGAGAAUUUUUGAUCUAUCCAGACAAGCAAAAGGACCAGGACGAACAUGUGAUUUGUCUUCUCAACGACUUGUGGGAUCUACUGGAAAGUGAUCUCUUUAUGCCUGCACUGCAGCAUAGCUUGAGGUUUUUGUGUGGCAAUGCCUUCCAGGACCUUGAUGAUGUCGUUUAUGGACCGAGUAAACAGGAAUGUCGUGUUGUCGAGGAUAACGCUGCCGAGCUGCCUGAGAAGAAACCGGCGCCGCCUCUUGCGAAGCUCAUUCCGUGUCUGCAAGCAGAGACGAACAAGCUUUUGCUGCCUUCAGGCGGACCCAAUAGCUACGCUGCCAAGUAUUCGCAAGGCGUAGAGGAGAUGGAGGCGUUCCGGAACUUCUACGAGGCUAUUUUUUUCGAGCAGAGUACUCAAGACUCGUAUAUGAAACCGAACAUCAUUUAA